CUUUAUCCAAGCAAAGGGACCGCCUCGAGCAUGCAUUGCUGUUGUUAACUUUUUCACAUUUCCUUCUGCUCUCUAUCCUCUUCAUACAUUCGUACAUAAAUCUUCCGACAAUUUAGCUUUGCUUUUAAUCAAGGCUACUUCUUAGGAAGCUGAUACAUCAUCUCCAAGUCUCUUUUUGUCCUUGCUGUACUCAUCAAGCACAGCAAGCCGCCCCUAACAAAUCAACCUCUCUACGCGUCCUUUAUAACACAUCAGCACAUCCUCUCUUCAACUCUUCAACGCGUUAUCCUGAUCCAGGAUACUUCUAUUUGAAGCCCUGUUUGAAUCGUUCAAAGUUUACCCCCAUAUUGUAUUGCAGCUCAUGUCUCCUUGCUCUUCACGUUUCAUUCUCACAUCUCUGAAGGAGCCACAUUUUCAAUCGAAAGUGUGACGAGCCUUGAGAGGGUAUACAAUUAUCUCACCUACUUUUCCGACAAGUGUGUUUUUUCGGCUUUUCUCAGCCUGCUGUUUUUUUUCUGUACACCGAACUAGACUUCAUUACAAGCAGGUAUUAACCAUAAGAGGUACUGAUAUUCUUCCUCUAACAGCAGCAAGUCCGUCAGCCGACGCCGUGGGUAGGCAUCAGCCUGAAUGGUAGACCUGACAGCCUCGCCCUAAACCACGUCUAGCUUGCAAUCGGGAAUGGAUAGUCAUAACGCAGCUUCGCUGCCUGCUGAGGACGAUGAAAUCCCUCUCGAUUCUUGUACCGAAGAAUCAGACUCUUCGGAUGUUUCCAUGUCCGACUCUGACGAUGAGGACGGCGGCCAGCGUAGCCUAUUGAUCUCGACUGGUAAUGAGCACAUUCCCAUUCAAACCCCCUUGUCGGUCCCUGUGACUGGGUCUGUUCCGGUUACACAACAAAGCCCAGACCGCUCGAAGAAACGAAAAUCCCUUGAGGGAGCAGAUUCAACGUCUCAUACAGCUCUCUCGACUAAGAAGGUGAAGCUAGAUGAAGAGAGUUGCAAUCAGUCCUCUUCUGCGACUCUUUUACCAUCAGAUAAAUCCUCUCUCCCCGCUGAAAUAUGGCAUUGUAUCUUUGCUUUUACACCGCCGAGAAGUCUUGGUAAUCUACUGUGCGUCAAUAAAUUAUUCAAUGCAUACCUUGAUCCCGCUUCUCGCUACCAAGGUGAAUUACCACCGUCUCUUUCACGGACAUCUACCCCUCUGUUGAAGCCUGAUGCUAUCUGGCAGAUUUCGAGGAGACGUUUUUGGCAGAGAAUGCCGGCUCCACUGCAACAGAAAUCCGAGCUCGACAUGUGGCGUCUCGCUUGUGGAAGGACAUGUCAAUUUUGUGGUAGGACGAAUUCCACAUCUCCGAAGUCGCCCGACGAUAGUCAUCAGAAGAUUCAAUCAGUCUGGGCAUUCGCACUCCGAUGUUGUGGGGAGUGUCUCCUGAAGAAUACUAUAAAGGAAAUCGAUAUACUCCUUUCUUCCUCAGUACCUUCGCUUUUGAUGCCAGCUCUGCCUUUCGUGCUUAUUACCAACGAGACACAUACAAUAUCGCCAGAUGCACUUCAGAAAGGACUAGUGCAGCCGGACUUGCAAGUGACGAAGAUUUACCUCUCCGAACAUGUAGAGAGCUUGAAACAAGAAUUCCUUUCCGUCAAGUCGAUGGGCGGGGCUACAGCAGAAGAAUGGUUGAAAGGCCUUGAGUAUCGAGGAAGGGAGUUGCUCGACGAUUCGAUGCGAUGGGAGAAAUGGGCUUCGACUGGUGGAGUAACUCAGAUGCAGACUCAACUGUCUCCGGAAAACAUCUCAAACGUGACUACGACCAGUGGCAAGGGACAGCAUUCAGCGAACUCUUCACAGGCACCUAGGUCUCAUUCAAGUUCAAGUAGCAUAGCUGGACAACAUACACCUAGACCAGCUCAAACCACACCAACCGACCAAGUAUCCCAAUCCACAUAUCUACCUCCUGGUAUUCCUAUACAAAAUGAAUCACAGGCUCGCACGCCCUCGUUGGUGCAGGGCGUCCAGCCUAACCUACCUCGCGCUCGAACCCGCGAGGAGGCUUUGGAGCUCAAAGCUGCACGGCGUGGGGAGAUUGAGCGACGGGCGAUGGAACUUGACCCACCGUUAACAGCAAAUGUUCUGGCGCAUAUUCCGUCUUUUCAGGCAGCUAUUCAGAUUAUCUCACCUCUUGACGACAACGCGUGGGAUAUGCUCAAGCCGCGUUUACUUGCACAAAGAGCUGACGCUGAACGAGAGCAACGCGAAAAAGAAGACUUGGUGCCCCGUAAAGCCCCAGAUCAGCCCGAGGAGUAUCGCGCUGUUGGAGAGAGCAGUGUGGUGACUAAGCAGCUUAUUGAUAAGACAUGGGAUGAAGUACAGGCGCCCUUGCGCGCCCAAAUUUCAGCAUAUGCUGACGAAGUCAUUCGAAACCGCUGGAAAGAUGGGCAGAAGGUUGAUGCCGAGACUAGCCCACAAUUCGCUGCUGACGUUCUUGUUCAAGUGCGCAAGAUGUUUUACGCAGAGAUCGCAAAGGAAUCUGCUACAGCACGCGCUACUGGCCGUGAAGUCACCGAAGAUCCACCAGAAGGACCGUUUACAAGAAAGCUCACCCUUGAAAACAUGAAGUGGCUAUUUGAUGUCAAGAUCAAGCCUCAUACCGAGUCAUAUCGGAAGGAUCUUUUUUAUUGCAACGGCUGUGACGUGAACCUGAAAGCGUUUGGAUUUGAAGGUGUCAUCCAACACUAUGCGGCUAAACAUACGAAUGCUCUUAGCCUGGGGAGUGUUGUAGUCCAUUGGCGUGCUGAAUGGCCGGAGAUUCCGCCCUUUAAGUCCGAACCUCAUGCAAUGAAGGCUGCACACCCACCGAUCGGGCCAUCCUACGGAACCUUGCAGUCUCACAAUAACACAUCUCGCUACCCUGGCUCCGGUGCUUAUUCUUCGGCUCCGAAUCCGCCAUCAUUUCAAGUACCUCCAUAUGGUCCUGCUUCAACACCUGGCUACGGGCAUACAGCGUAUGGGCCGAUGAUACAGCAGCCAGUUCCGCAUGAUCCAAGAAAUUUCUAUCCCCCGGGACCCCCGGGUCAACAUGAGUAUAACGCUUCGUAUCCCCCUCCGUCGAUAUACAAUCCGCACGAUACAGCUUACCAUGGCCAACAGCCGCCUUAUCCUUCUACAGCUCACGGCGGACCACCAUCCCAUCCUCCCGCAGCAGACGCCUACUAUGGCCAAAAUCACAAUGCGAGUCAAAAUCACUCACAAGUAAAUUUCUUCGGUCAUUACAAUAACUCGCCAGCUGGCAAAUACCACGCCGAGCUUGAAUUCCUGGCUCGAACUUCACGUGAAUUAUGGAUUUCCAUGGCCGCCUUGAAGGAACUUCCCGGCGACAUCCGGGUAUGUGUUGUCAUUCAUCAUCUUUUGCAAAGAUUUCGAUCCAAGUUUUCCGAUAAUCCAUCAUUAGCCAUGUUCAUUGAUGGGCUCUCGAAUCACAAAGAGAUGCGCCCAGUACGCAAUGUUAAUGGUCUUGUAUGCCAGGCAUGCCAUCUUAGUCUCGGUGAAGGGGCACCGGUUGUUCAAGAUCGUAGAACAUACUCUCUUCCACAGCUAGUUAGUCAUUUUCAGCAGGGACACGCCAACCAGCGACAAGCUGGGAGUUCACACUUCCUCGACUGGACUAUUCAUAUGAUACACACACCAGACUUAUCCGUAUUAUCUAGCCUCGGGUCUUUACCAAACAUAGACAAUCAGAAGCUUUCACUCAUUCUAGACGCUUUUCCGCCGACGCAAAGUUUCAACAGCUACCUACAAGGAGCGCCUCUUCCCGGUCCUCAGAUUCCCCAACUCGGCGUCGGCACCGCUACUCUAACCAGUCAACAACCAACUUACAACACAGCUGCUUCGCAGUUUAAUUCUCAAUAUGACCCGUUAUCCCUACACUCUACAGCCAGGCACGAUUCAGUCACGCCCGUCAUACGAGAUCCAUCGCAUGCAAUCAUGUCAAACCCAAGGCUAGACCUUGAUCAAUCGACACCAAUCAGCACCCCUCCUUUACCACCUCAUCAGAAGCCUCAGCUAGGCGAUUUUGGUCGAGCAUUAUCGGAGACACGGCAAGGGUCCAGUGGGCCAAGACUCAAAAAACAGAAGGGGGUUACGAAGGAUCAUCGAACAGCCUCGGGCCAAGGUUUCAGAAAUCGAAAGGGUGGUGUAGUGCCUCCCUCUUCUCGACCUAAAUCGCAAGAACCCAAUGAAGAUGAGCUAAUCACAGAAGAAGAGCGACGUCAGGAAGAGGAGAUCCGAGCAAUGUGGGCUGCAGACCGUAAGGAGACGGCUCGGUUUGCUUCGAGAAACCAACGUCCUAUUGGUGCAAAUGAGCCUAAUAUCUCGACGAGCCUUGGCGCAGAACGCCCAAGAAGUCCCUACAAUCAAGUUACGCAGAUGAUUGGAUCAUCGGCUUAUCCGAUCCAACCCCAAGGCUAUCAACGGUCUAUGGGAAUUCGGGAACGUGAAGAAGAUGAUCUAAUAGCUGGUUUAGAGACCCAGCUCGAUCAACAACAAGUAUCAACUAGGCAGUUUAGCUAUCGAUCAAGACCAACCAGAGAGCUUAGCUAUGGGAGAGAGCCUCCUUAUGGACAACAAUAUGCGGACCCCGAGCAGCGAAUAUAUCCUAACCAGAAUCAGACAUACGGCCAAGUCCGUCCCGUAUCUCCUGUAUAUGCUCAACAACAACAACUUGGGCUUCGCUCCAGUCAAUAUUUGGAAAGCGGCCCUAGUCCUAACUUUGUCAACCUGGCUGGUGGCGCCACACGAGCUGCUGCAGUUCCAGACGACACAUUAUAUAACCGACCACUUAGCCAGGAUUAUUAUCAUGGAUAUUCAGACGAAACCCAAGCGCGUCAGCUUGUCCCUAAAUAUACUGAAACCUACGAACUUGUUCGAGUCCGAGAUUCUCAAGGAGAAUAUUUUGUUAGACGGCCUAUUAGACUCGAGCGCGAUCAUGUUACGCCUUUACAGGAUGAGCGUGCCCCCUACGGAAGCGAGAUACCCCACUAUAGAGCAUACGAGGAUACCGAAUAUCCUAGUAGGCGACUGGAGUAUGAAUCGGCUCCCGUGCAACAGACUUACGAGGGUGGAGUUAGAGCAGGACGGAUAGCCGAGAGAUCUUAUGAACAAAUUUUGAGAGAUGAUCCUGCUGGUGAUGAAGACUAUGACCCAAGAUUCCCAGCUGCUCCGCCGAACCCCAGCAUUACGCGGCAAAUUCGUUAUCAAUAGUUACAUUUUCAGAAUUGUGGUUUCGAUAUUGAAGAUUCUUGCUUCCGGAGGAGCAUAUAAGUUGAUACCUGUUUAUGAGGCAACUAUUUCAGAAGCACUUAAACCGAAUAAAUGGUUGGAAGAUGCCGAGUUUGUAUCUUCGCAGUUUGUACAGUUUGAGCCUCAGAAGUACAUUUAUUUUUGGAAGACUUAGGAGUUAGUAAUGAUAAUCGGAAAUAAAUACCCCGCC
Molecule: messenger RNA, 5485 nt
Organism: Hypoxylon trugodes
Lineage: Eukaryota; Fungi; Ascomycota; Sordariomycetes; Xylariales; Hypoxylaceae
Exons: 3
Coding region: 682-5256 (1524 amino acids)
Molecular function (GO): protein binding
Source: RefSeq, a predicted model, not a curated record